Molecule: messenger RNA, 1014 nt
Organism: Rotaria sp. Silwood1
Lineage: Eukaryota; Metazoa; Rotifera; Eurotatoria; Philodinida; Philodinidae
Source: the annotation of a GenBank genome assembly
AUGGCAGCAAUGGCCAUUUCCAUUUAUUUACUUAUUCGUCGAACGGAAACAACAUUAACUAGCACAACAACUGCUAGUACUUCACUUCGUUGGAACUCAACAGGCGUGACUAUAGCUGGUAUAACGGGUUCAUCGGGUUCGUCUUCGAAUCAAUUACAUACUCCUUAUCAUUUGACAUUAGAUUCAAGUGAUUCACUUUAUAUUGGUGAUUCAGAUAAUCAUCGAGUUCAAAAAUAUUUGAAAGGUGCAUCAACUGGAACAACAAUAGCUGGUCAAAAUGCAACACCAACUACUGCUUUAAACAAUUUAAAUUAUCCAACCGGAGUUAUUGUUGACUCAAAUGGUAAUAUCUACAUAGCAGAUACAAACAACAAUCGAGUUAUGUUUUGGUCGAAUGGUGCAUCAUCAGGAACACAAAUAGCUGGUUCAAGUUCUUCUGGUUCAUCGAACAAUCAAUUAGAUCAUCUAUAUGGUAUUACACGUGAUUCAAAUACAGAUACACUUUACAUAUCCGAUACGAACAAUGAUCGUAUCAUGAGCUAUGCAUCAGAUGUCUCAUCUGGUAGUGUCGUUGCCGGAGGAAAUGGAGGAGGUACAGGUCCUACACAAUUGUCGGGUUCGAGAGAAAUCUAUUUUGAUUCAUCAUCAAACAGUUUAGUUAUUGCUAAUUAUGGUGCUCAUAAUAUUGUUCGUUGGAGUUUAGGCGAUAGUUAUUGGACAUUAGUUGCUGGUGUAACUGGUUUACCUGGUAAUUCAUCAAAACAACUUAAUAGCCCUGUAGGUGUAACGCUUGAUAGCAUGGGUAAUGUUUAUGUUGCCGAUACGCUAAAUCAUCGUAUACAAAUUUUCUUAGCUGGUCAAUCAAAUGAGACAACUAUUGCAGGUAUUACAGGUGUAAGUGGAAACAGUGCUAAUCUACUUAAUACUCCUUUUUCGGUUGCACUUGACACUCAACGAAAUUUAUACGUCGCAGACAUGGCUAAUAGUAGAAUACAACAAUUUAUACGAUACUAA